GAACCUAAUGGCUUGGAGCACUCGUAGAAGAUAAGAGAAGCACCAAAAGUGCCUAAAGAGGGGCUUGUGUCGGAUGUAUGAAAGCCACGCUUCCACGUAUGUUCUGGAAGAACGGUUAUCUUCUCAUCCCUUCUCCGCUUUUCUAAGUCCAGUCUUCUACAGAGGAGAGGAGAGGAGAAGAGAAGGCUAUAGAAAAUGACCAUGCAGCUGAAGGCACCCUCAAGAUCUCACACCAUCAAGUCUUUACCGACAGCAUCUCCUUUGGCCACAGUCGGCAAUGCAGGUCUGCGACGACCGACCGAUCUGUUCGCUCUAAAGUCAUCCUUUUUCUCUCCUUCACUUAACCUCUUGCUUUCUCCUCAACAACGGACUCCUGCGUCUGCUGCACCCAGAUUCUCUAUGCGUGUCGCCUCCAAGCAAGCCUAUAUUUGUCGCGAUUGCGGCUAUAUUUACAAUGAGAGAACUCCCUUCGAGAAAGUACCUGAUAAGUACUUUUGUCCUGUCUGUGGUGCUCCUAAGCGAAGAUUUAGGGCUUAUGAACCUGCUGUGGCGAAAAAUGCUAAUGAAGGUGAAGCUCGCAAGGCACGGAAAGCGCAAAUUCAGAGAGACGAAGCAAUUGGGAGGGCACUCCCAAUCGCAGUUGUGGUGGGAGUUGUGGCACUAGCGGGAUUAUACUUCUACCUGAAUAAUAGCUUAGGUUAAUAGUUAGGCUGCCAUGAGGGUGGACAGAAUGAUCCCUGUAUUUACAUUCUAUUUCUUAUAGUUCGUAUUUUCCAUUCACGAUUCCAAUAGCUUCGAGCUGUUUCCCCACCAUUUUUAGCAUACAUAUAAACCCAUUGAAGUCUGUCUUGGAGUAGAGUAGAAUAUGUUUACCCGAGGAAAAUCACAACUCACCUAAGUAAUGAAGCAAGUCAUUUUUGUUUUGUU
This is a messenger RNA of Juglans regia (Persian walnut), 927 nucleotides long. RefSeq lists its product as uncharacterized. The transcript is spliced from 4 exons. The record is from RefSeq and is a predicted model, not a curated record. Gene Ontology annotation, molecular function: iron ion binding. Bases 196 to 702 code for a protein of 168 amino acids. Lineage: Eukaryota; Viridiplantae; Streptophyta; Magnoliopsida; Fagales; Juglandaceae.